Suillus bovinus is the source of this 801-nucleotide messenger RNA. RefSeq lists its product as uncharacterized. The record is from RefSeq and is a predicted model, not a curated record. The transcript is spliced from 5 exons. Gene Ontology annotation, biological process: mycotoxin biosynthetic process. Bases 1 to 801 code for a protein of 266 amino acids. Lineage: Eukaryota; Fungi; Basidiomycota; Agaricomycetes; Boletales; Suillaceae.
AUGCGUAAGGAAUAUUCUGCAUCGUAUUCUCCUGUCGAUGGAGUCGACGAUCGUGACGAUACGAACCUCCUUGAUAGCUAUACAGAAACAAGACCUCUUGCAAAUUUCCGUCUCCUUCGCUGGUCACCAUGGGUAAGCCAUGGUGUGCUGGUGUCCAUAACAAUGAUGUUCUUCGUGCUAUGGGCACGGUCGCCGUCUAUCGAUGACGUAGUUUUGUACUCUCCAGCAAACGAGGCUAUUGAGUCCAUUGGUAUCAUAAGAUUCAACGGAACUCUGGGCACCCCUUCCAUAUAUCGUGGCAGCCCGUCUCCAGAGAUUGACGCCGCAUGGGAUAGGAUAUCUUUUGAUGCGCGUCCAAUACGUAUGACGCUUGAGCAACUGCUCAGAACAGGAGAGAAACCUUCUCCCGUCAUGGCUAGGUACCCGGAAGAAUACGGUGGAGGUUACAUGGCCACAGUAGAAGUCAUCCACCAGCUCCAUUGCAUAGAUAUGCUUCGCAGAGUCAGCUGGGGUGAUGAGUACUCAGUUCAUGAUGCCCACGAAUCCCCCCAAGACUUUCGCAUUCAUCUCGAUCACUGCAUCGAAAUGCUCAGGCAGAUCAUUAUGUGUCGUGGCGACGUGACGAUGCUCACUUACGACUGGGUGGAGGGAGUCAAAGAUCCUUUCCCUAACUUCAACAUUCCUCACCGAUGCAGAAACUUUGAGAAGGUCUUGAAUUGGGUUGAAGAGCAUCGUGUUUUUGUCCCUAAAUCCAAGGUAGUCCGCUUGGAGGAUAACGUAGACCUGCCUUCUCCUCCCUGA